Messenger RNA from Amphimedon queenslandica, 2314 nucleotides. RefSeq names its product protein phosphatase 1 regulatory subunit 21-like. Lineage: Eukaryota; Metazoa; Porifera; Demospongiae; Haplosclerida; Niphatidae. Gene Ontology annotation, cellular component: membrane; early endosome. The transcript has 27 exons. The record is from RefSeq and is a predicted model, not a curated record. Bases 95 to 2212 code for a protein of 705 amino acids.
GGGCGUGAUCUUAAGGUGUGGUCUUUUACACUUGCUGCUCCGCCCAUAGAAAUUGUGAAAGUCGCAGGCCGGCUCGCAGAAUCACUAGUUUUUCAUGGGUUCUGAGCUACAGGUCAAGUAUCAGAAGCUAGCACAGGAAUAUGCUAAGUUAAGAGCUCAAGUUGACGUCCUCAAACAAGCUGUCAGAACUGAACAGAAUGCAAAGGCAUCGUUAGAGGUUGAGUUAAGAACAAAGGAUCAAGCUCUUAGAAAACAUACACAGGAAAAUGAAUCAUUGAGCUUUCGUAAUCAGCAGUUGUCAAAGCGUGUCUCAACGCUUCAAGAUGACUUGGAAUCAUCAGCAAAAGGAAAAAAGAAAAAGGAUCAUGGAGGAAUGCUAUUACCUGAUGUCCAAGGAGAAGAACUGGCAGCAAAAAUAGCUGAGAAUGAACAACUACACUCUAAAAUGUUUGAAAUGAAUCAGAAAUCUCAGAAACUGACGGCUCAACUUAAAGACAGAAUAGCAACACUAGAACAGGAAGUUGCUAAUAAUGAUGCACUGAUAUCUGAAAUAAAUAAAGAAAGUACAUUGAGAUAUGAGCAGGUGGAAGAAGAAAAGAUUGUCCUAAUGGCAAAGGUUGAGAAACUAACUGAAGAGCUAAAGCAAAGUAGAAUGAUGACUCCUACAGUAAGGACUGAUACCACACCUCAAUCUAUUAAAGGUGAUGAUGAUAAGGGAAUCUGGUCAUCUAAUACUGAUAAAGAUGUACUCAGUUUGAAUGUGUCCAAUAUUGGUAAAGGAGCUGAUUCUAAGCAGUCUGUGGUUCUCAAUGCAGUCAAGGGUCUUGUGAUGGAGUUUCUGGAUCAUUUGGCAUCUUUUUCAUCAUAUCUUCAGCAAAGAUGUGUAGCAUAUCCACUUGGCACUACAGGAAGGAAGGCACCUCAUGUAUCACCAGUUGAUGAUAAGUUUAGCGAAUCUGUUGAUUCUUUUAAAUCUCUUCUCGACUCUCUCACAGUCUCUGUCCAACAAUACUACGUAUCAAACGACAGCACAACAUUAAAGGAUGGCACAACAUUAAAUGAGUUCCAGAAGCAGCUAAAAGUAGUUUGUUCUCAAUUCCAUAUCUUAGCUACUUAUCUCACUUUAAGGUUUAAUAAUGAGAGCACUGAGACUGGUUGUACUCCUCAGCUCUCUCAAGCUAACACUGAUAUCAGUGACUGUGUGAGGAGGAUCCCGGCACUGAUGCAAUCCUUUGCUGAGUAUAUUGAAGCACUGGCAACAUAUCAGUUUGAUGGAGCUGCCAUUAGCACUGUACUAGUUAACAUGAAGUCUUGCUCUCAAUCAUUCCACGAUAACUUAAUAAAAAUUGCUAACCAUUUUAAUUCAAAGGUAACACAGGAACACUUGCUACCCAAUAUCCAACAGAGACUAAUAACUUUGAAUGAGUGCAUCAUUUCAUCAGUUACACAGCUGUGCUCAAACUCACAAAGGAUUGUUGGCUUUUUCAAUCAACAUGAAGUUGAGCUCUCGGAAGCAUUUAGCAAAAGCACUAGCAAUGACUCAGACAAGUCUCCUAAUUUCAUUGUGAUAUCAAGACUAAGAAACAGAGCAAUUGGAUAUCAGGCCAAACUGAUUGAUGAGAGCACUCCUUGUACUGUGCCUCAUGCUGUUGCUAUUCAUCAGAGUAAAGAGUUCUUUGAAAUAAGUGAUAACUACCAAGCCCUUUCUGAACAAAUUACUGCCCUUCAAAAUCAGCUACAGAAGACACUAGAGGAUAAGGAGCAGUUAGCGUUUGAGCUACAGAAAGCUAAAGUGAAGCUCUCAAAGGUUGUUAGUACAAACGAGUCUACUGGUCAGCCAAUCAGUGAGAACACUUCACAUGAGGAAGGAUCUAUGGAUCCUGAAUUAAGAAAACAUUUCACAACACGCAUCUCUCAACUAAAUUCUGAGCUUCAGCAUUCAAAUGGAAAGCUAAUAUUCCUAGUAUCUCAGUGUAGCACAUUGAGUAAGCAGUUGUACCAGGCAGUGGCUUUGAAAACUAACCUCAGUCAUGAGCUGGAGACUGCCAGGGAGAGCAUUCAUCAACUGCAGGAUCAAAUGACUACUUUAUCAAGUGGUUAUGAAGGACAGUUGAGUGCUAUGUCUGAUCAUUUGUGUGAGCUGAGGGACAAACUGGCUAAGACUGAAGAAGGAUUUGAAAAUCCAAAGAAAGGAAGGAGAAAAAUGAAAUAGAGAACACAGACAACAGCUGCUUCAAUAAUUAUUAUUUACCAUUUUUAACAUAAAAAUAAUUAUUAAUGCUGCUUGACACCAUUCUAUUAAGCCCAUACUGUA